AUGUCUGCGCCAGGUGCAAUCAGAAGAGCUUGGUUCAAAUGGAAGCAGCUUCGAUUGCCUUGGAGAAAGACAUUCCUGAUAGGAUUCGAUCUAAGUGGAAACACAUUCUGGGAGUUCAAAGAUGCUUUGAACGCGAACCGAUGGCGGCGGAUUGUCAGAUAUAGUCGCGCUACACAUUAUGCCGAUGUCAAGAUAAGUCCACAAUGGCAUCAAUGGCUGCGGCAUACUCGAGACAAGCCGCCCACAAUUCAGGAACAGCAGUACGAUGUUUCUAGACAAGCCAUGAUGAAACAACUUGCGGCAGAAGCAGAUGAGCGAUGGAAGAGCAUACCUUCAUAUCUCGACAAGCCGAACGUACAACAACCCCAACCUGCGAUGGGAGUGCAAGAUCCGGGAGGCUAUGCGUCACAGACAGAACCGGAGCACAAACAGGGCGUAACGAACCUAGUUGGCGAGCUAGAGAAGGUAGAAGCCGUGAGCGAAGGACAAGACACGAAAGAGAUAGAUGAGGGCAGGCUCAAGGGCAAGAGCAAGGAGAAGAGAGGGCCGAAGCCGAAUCCUUGGGAACAUCUGCAGCCGAAGGGCAACCCAGGCGAGGAGUGGCAACCAAAUUCUUGGACACCUGGUGUGGCUCAGAGACGGUAG
This is a messenger RNA of Pseudocercospora fijiensis CIRAD86, 645 nucleotides long. RefSeq lists its product as uncharacterized. Gene Ontology annotation, cellular component: membrane. The transcript has 2 exons. NCBI's taxonomy places the organism in Eukaryota, Fungi, Ascomycota, Dothideomycetes, Mycosphaerellales, Mycosphaerellaceae. The record is from RefSeq and is a predicted model, not a curated record. Gene Ontology annotation, biological process: mitochondrial respiratory chain complex I assembly. Bases 1 to 645 code for a protein of 214 amino acids.